GGCACAUGAAGAUUCACGAGAAGGAUCCGAACAGCACAGCAAGCACAACUCCCCCGUCACCGCUGAAGCGCAGGCGAUUAUCUUCGAAACGGAAGUUUAGUCAUGAUGCUGAGAUGGACAGAGAGGAGAGGACACCUGCAAAAAAGGUUGUGGAGGAUGGUCACUCCGGUGAAGGGGAUAAGAAGGCUGAGGAGGAAGUUUAUCAUUGUCCAGUGUGUUUCAAAGAUUUUUUUUGCAAGUAUGGGCUGGAGUCCCACAUGGAGACACAUCCAGAUAAUUCGCUGAGGUGUGACAUCUGUUGUAUUACCUUUCGUACUCAUCGGGGCUUACUGCGCCAUAAUGCAGUUAUCCACAAGCAGCUUCCCAGAGAUCCCAUGGGAAAGCCUUUCAUUCAGAACAACCCUUCAAUUCCAGCAGGCUUCCACGACUUGGGAUUCACGGACUUCUCCUGUAGGAAGUUCCCCCGCAUUUCUCAGGUCUGGUGUGAAACGAAUUUGCGAAGGUGCAUCAGUGACUUCCAUCGAUUUAUUUGCGAGACGUGUAACAAGGCAUUCCCCAUGCUUUCAGCACUCAAACUGCACACAGAAACUCACAUAGUGGAUCAGGGAAAAGACAAGCACAAGCCACAGUCCACGACCCCACCCAGUGAGAACCCAGACCAGAAAGCCUUCAUGGCAUCCUUGGGCCUACAGUACACCAAAGACAUCAAGCCUGUCAAGCAGGAGGACAAUACACAAGAUGAAGUCCAAGAAAUGCGGCUCAGAGCACUGAAGAGUAACCUACCUCAGGAACCCAGCAGCACCGGUCUGCUCAGCCUCUCUCCUCUGGAAGCUGCCUCUAUGGGAGGGUCAUUUUCAGUCCUUCCCCCUACAAAAGAAAACAUAAAGCUCCUCUCGCUGCAGCCUUUCCAGAAGGGUUUUAUCAUCCAGCCUGACAGCAGUAUUGUGGUAAAACCCAUCUCCAAUGAGUCUGCCAUUGAGCUGGCAGACAUUCAGCAGAUCUUGAAGAUGGCUUCUUCCGCUCCUCCUCAAAUCAGUCUUCCUCCACUUUCUAAGGCACCUUCUGUCCCUGUGCAGUCCAUUUUCAAGCAUAUGCCGCCGCUGAAGCCAAAGCCUUUGGUAACGCCCCGAACAGUCGUCGCGACCUCUACACCUCCUCCUCUUAUCAGUGCCCAGCAAGCCUCCCCUGGCUGCAUCAGCCCAAGCCUCCCACCUCCGCCUCUGAGGCUGAUCAAGAACUCGGUGGAGUCCUCCUCCAACUCUCACCUCCCCCAGCCAGGAGCCAAAUCGAGUCCUUCCUCACAGUUGCUCCUCCAACCCAAAGUAGAGCCUUUAACUCAGCACGAGAUGAAGACACAACUGGAGCAGGACAGCAUCAUCGAAGCUCUCCUGCCUCUGAGUAUGGAAGCCAAGAUCAAGCAAGAGGUCACAGAAGGAGACCUCAAAGCCAUCAUCGCAGGGGCAGCGAACAAGAAAGCCCCAACCAUGAGGAAAGUUCUGUACCCCUGCCGUUUCUGUGACCAGGUGUUUGCCUUCUCUGGUGUCCUGAGAGCUCACAUCCGUUCUCACUUGGGUAUUUCCCCAUACCAAUGCAAUAUCUGUGACUACAUCGCAGCUGACAAGGCAGCACUGAUCCGGCACCUGCGGACGCACAGCGGGGAGAGGCCUUACAUCUGUAAAAUCUGCCACUACCCAUUCACAGUGAAAGCCAAUUGUGAGAGGCACUUGCGAAAGAAACACCUCAAAGUGACCAGGAAGGAUAUAGAGAAGAACAUCGAAUAUGUCACCAGCAAUGCCGCAGAGAUGGUGGAUGCCUUCUGCUCCCCUGACACUGUGUGCAAGCUGUGUGGCGAGGAUCUGAAGCAUUACCGGGCCCUCCGCAUUCACAUGAGGACGCACAGUGGCUGCCAGAAGAAGAAGCCAUUUGAGUGCAAGGAGUGUGGCACAGCCUUUUCGGCCAAGAGAAAUUGCAUUCACCAUAUUCUCAAGCAGCACUUGCACGUGCAAGAAAGGGAGAUUGAGAAUUACAUCUUAGCGGUGGACUGCAGUGCCCAGGAAAGCCAGACAGAUCCUCCUUUAUUGGAGGACAGCACUUACAUGGACCGCAAGCCCAUGACGCCUUUCCUGGAGCCACAAAACGGCUUCUUGCUUGGGACGUCAUCUCACAUUCCCAUCAAACUUGAACCUGCGGGCAACUUCCCAAUGGAUUUUGACGAGCCGUUGGAUUUCUCUCAGAAGAACAAAAACCUGAGUGCUGUGCAAGUGAAGCAGGAGAACCUGUUUGGCUCUUCUCCCUUGUCCCUCUACGACUGUUCCAUGGAGCCCAUUGACCUGUCCAUCCCCAAAGCCCUGAAGAAGGAUAAAGAUGAUGUCCCAUGUGAAGCCAGGAAUCAAGAAUUGGCUGCUUCUGGAAACAGUGAUAAAGCCUAUAACUGUCUGCAGUGUCCUUUGGUUUUUGGUGCCAAUGGGAACUCAGAGAAAAACAGGGCUGUCAGACAUCCCCAGCCACUGAAAGGUUCAUUGCAUUUGACUGUCCCAAUCAUUUCCCCGGCUCUUCUUGGCAAUUCUGCCUUGCUGAGACCCUUGAGGCCUAAACCACCACCACCACCUCUCUUGCCAAAGCCUCCAGUAACUAAAGAGCUGCCACCAUUGGCUUCCAUUGCACAGAUCAUUUCAUCUGUGUCUUCUGCUCCCGCUUUGCUGAAAACGGAGGCUGCAGAUGCCAGUCCCAAGGCAGUGAGCAGCUCCACUGGGUGUGACAAAUCAGGGAAUGCCAAAGCAAAAGUGACAAUCGUGACCACCGUUCAGAGAGACUCCAGCCUGCCCAGUGACCUGACUCAGACAUGUGAUCCAGAGCAGUCUCCCAUUGCCGAUGCUGGGUUGACUAAGAAAAGAGGUAGAAAGAAAGGAACAAAAAAUAAGCCUAAACUUAGCAGUGGUGUGGAUCUGGAGUCAAGUGGGGAGUUUGCCAGCAUAGAGAAGAUGCUGGCUACCACAGACACUAAUAAAUUUAGCCCGUUUCUGCAGUCCACUGACAAUUUCAAGGAAGAAAGCGGCAGAAAUGGAACAAGUGAGGAUGAGAAGGAAACUGCCGAAGAUAAGCUGCUCAGAGGGAAGAGGAACGCUUACUCAGACUGCGUGCAAAAUAUCCCCUGUCCUUACUGUCCUCGAGUCUUUCCAUGGGCAAAUUCCCUGCAGCGGCACAUGCUCACUCACACAGACAGCCAGUCUGAUGCAGAGACACUAGCUACAGGAAACGAAGUCUUGGACCUGACCUCCUGUGAGAAGGAACAGCGAGAGGGAGUAACAGAGCUACUGGAGAGUGAGUGCGGCCCCAAGGAGGAGCAAAAGGCUGACUCCCCUCUGGCAGAAGAGGAUGCCGAAGAAAGAGCAGAUGGAUAUGAAGAGGGCCCUGAGGAAGAUUCUGUAAGUAACAAAAGUCUUGACCUCAAUUUUGCCAGCAAAUUAAUGGACUUCAAGCUGGCAGAGAGUGACCAGAGUGCAGGCAGGAGUUCUCAGACUGAAAGGAAACAUGCCUGUGACAUUUGUGGCAAAACCUUCAAGUUUGCUGGCACUCUUAGCCGUCACAAAAAGGCCCACACUCGUGAGGACAGAAAGGAUGAAAGGAGCAGUGAGGAUGAAAGCAAAGGCAUUCAGGAUGAUGCAGGAGCUCCCUCGAUGCAGGACUCUGGUCUUGAGCAGGAAGAGUCUCCGAUGGACUUGAAGGUAGUGGAGUCUCCUGUGGACUGUGAGGCAACAGGAAAGGAGAAUGAAGAGAGCGAAAGCGUCUCUGAGGGGGAAGGCACAGAGAGAAAGUCCACUGAGAAGAGCAGUGAUGACAAAAAACCAAAGACUGAUGGGGCUAAGAGUACUGCAAAAGCAGACAAAAGAAAGAAAGUCUGUACUGUGUGCAACAAGCGUUUCUGGUCUCUGCAAGAUCUGACGCGGCAUAUGCGGUCUCAUACAGGUGAGAGACCGUACAAGUGUCAAACCUGUGAACGGACCUUCACUCUGAAACACAGCCUGGUUCGUCACCAGCGCAUACACCAGAAAGUCAAAAAUGCCCGAAACCAUGGGAAGGAGAGCGACAAGGAGGAGACACAGUCGAGGUGUGGAGAAGACAGCGAAAAUGAGUCUAGCCACAGUGGCACCAACCCCAUCUCAGAAAAUGAGUGCGACUCCGCGGGGGGCGUCGGUAGCCAUACGUCACUCAUGGGAAGCCGAAAAGAGUCCCUGGCUGGCACGGCCAAGGACUCCCCCUGCAGAGAGGAGAGGCCGAGCGGGCGAGGAGCCGGCAGCUGCCUCGCGGAGCCCAGCAAGAGUGCACAGAAACAGACAGCAAAAGACCAGGAACCUCGGGGUAGCUCCGAGCACGAGAGGCCCUCAGGUUUCAUUCAAGACUUGCUGGAGAUGCACAACAAAAAGUCUCCCAUGAAUCACAUCCUUGCCUCUGCAGACAGUGCGCCUCAGCUCUUGGGGGUUGAAUGACUUGCUAGAAGGUUGGACCCGUCCCAGCACGCAAACUGAAGCCAGCAGAGCAAGGUUUCUGAAGUCUUUGUUUUUGGAAGAGCGACCUACAGCUGCGGGGAGGAGAGUAUGGCAGACUGGAUGCGGUGCCAUAUGCCUUUCAGUAUAAUAAUGCAAGAGACUACAGUAUAUACUGAUUUGAGUGCCUUACUACUUUAUUAGAUCUUUUGGUAUCAUAGAUUUUUUUCAAAAAUGAUUUUUUUUUUAAUAUUUUAAUGAAUUAUUUGGAGAGGACCUUUUUCAUUUAAGCAUUAAUGUUACCUUUUGUAUUGGUGUGCGUGAGCUUGUUCUUGUAUAUCUGUGAUAGUCGCUGUGUUUGUUCUCUGAGCUGGAAAUGGGGGCAGUGGGGUGGGAGGCCCUUGGAUACCACAGCCAAUAACUGGAAGAAAAAUUAUGUGAAUUUCAUAUGAAAUAGUCAGAGGAAAUGCAGAUGAGAUGUUGAUUUAUUGUUUUUUCUCAGUAGAUGUUCUUGCAUUGGCCACAUGGUGGAGCAUUAAGCCUGUUCCAGGCCUGAACAACGUGGCAGUUGAAGGUGUUCAAAGUGGUUCAAGCCAAAAGCAGGAAACACAACGAAUUUCAACCUCACGCUUGUUUCCACUUUUCGGCAUUAGAAAUGGUCUUCUAAAUCCUAGGGGUUUUUUCUGGCCAUCGUGGACUGAGCGUGUAUACAGAGAAGAGUUACAUAGCAACGUAACCUAUGGAAAUUAUGCACCCGCUGUUAUAUAUGUUUGAUUUGCUUCAGUAUAUU
Molecule: messenger RNA, 5274 nt
Organism: Fulmarus glacialis (Northern fulmar)
Lineage: Eukaryota; Metazoa; Chordata; Aves; Procellariiformes; Procellariidae
Gene: RREB1
Product: ras responsive element binding protein 1
Exons: 6
Coding region: 6-4487 (1493 amino acids)
Biological process (GO): regulation of transcription by RNA polymerase II
Cellular component (GO): nucleus
Molecular function (GO): RNA polymerase II cis-regulatory region sequence-specific DNA binding; DNA-binding transcription activator activity, RNA polymerase II-specific
Source: RefSeq, a predicted model, not a curated record